This is a messenger RNA of Botrytis porri, 1815 nucleotides long. RefSeq lists its product as uncharacterized. The transcript is spliced from 9 exons. The record is from RefSeq and is a predicted model, not a curated record. Gene Ontology annotation, biological process: isoprenoid biosynthetic process. Bases 1 to 1815 code for a protein of 604 amino acids. Gene Ontology annotation, molecular function: prenyltransferase activity. NCBI's taxonomy places the organism in Eukaryota, Fungi, Ascomycota, Leotiomycetes, Helotiales, Sclerotiniaceae.
AUGGUGGAUGAGAAGGAUACCCCUGAAGAGUUCGAAAAAGCCCAUCAGACGAUGCACUCAUUUAUCGGCAAAGAUUACCAAGACCAAAGUAAUAGUAUGUUAAAGAGCAUACAAGCCCGAAUGGCGCUCCAGGUUUACCAAGGGUAUCAUGAUGGAGCAUCCAGAUUCUUUGAAGUUUAUCGGUCAUUUUUAGAAAUCAAGUCUGCGCAAAGAGAUUUGAAAUCAUACAAAACAUUGGAUGAUUAUUUGGCCUGGCGGUUUCUUGAUGCCGGGGGUUGGAUUUUCAAGGAGAUGCUCCUUUACACUGCAGACCUGAAUUUGAACAAUGAUGAGACGUCAUCUCUGGAGCCGGUCAUUCUCCCUAUCUUGCAAGCUAUGGUACUGACAAAUGAUUAUUACUCAUGGGAUAAAGAAUAUGAAGAAUACAACCGAACUAAUGGGAGCAUGCCAAUGGUAAAUGCCGUCUGGCUUCUGAAGCAUCUGCAUGAGGUUGAUAACACUAAAGCCCGGGAACUUUUAAAAGAAAGAAUACUGGACCUUGAGAUGCAAUACUGUGAUGUUAGGGACGAAUAUCUUCGAACACAAGACCCAAGCCCAGAUAUGAUGCAAUUUUUUGGUCUUAUCGAGCUCGCAGCGGCGGGAAAUCGAUUUUGGCAUGCUACUUCUAAAAGGUAUAACGCAUGGGCACCAAUUCCAACUCCAGCUUCAAGGACAAAGACAAAGCGCUCCGCAUCUCAAAUCGAAGCUAUCGAUUCUGAUGGCGAACGUGAUAGUAAAAGAUCUAAGAUUGAAUCGGAUCAGAUUGCAAGCGAGAGUGGUACACCGUUUGCUAAAACGCCCGAAAGCUUGGAGGUUCGAUCUCCGAAUACAAGCGGAAAUUUUGAUUCCUCUAGCCUCAGUCAAAAUGACACAGAUAAGAUCGUCGUAGAACCUUACAAGUAUAUUUCAUCUUUACCAGCAUCAAACUCAAGGAAUGCAUUACUCGACGCACUCAACUGUUGGUAUUUUGUUCCACAUGAGUCAUUGGAAAUCAUUCGACAUGUCAUUGGUAUCAUUCAUAAUACAUCUCUAAUAUUAGAUGAUAUCGAAGACAACUCUCCUACACGCCGGGGAUAUCCCUCAGCUCAUGAGGUAUUUGGAAUCAGCCAGGCAAUCAAUUCGGCAACAUAUCAAUAUGUGAAAUGUCUUGAGUUUGUCAUGGCUUUGAGCAAGGAAUCUAUCAAUUGCUUUACGCAUACUCUAUCACAAUUGCAUAUUGGACAAAGCCAAGAUCUACAUUGGACAUUUCAUUGCAAAUGUCCCAGUUUGGAGGAAUAUUUCAAACAGACCGAAGACAAAACUGGAGGACUUAUUCGCAUGGCAGCAGGUAUGAUGCGAGCAGAAGCGACUAAGAAUCGUGAUGUAGACGCAGAUAUAUUGAUGAGAAAGCUGGGAAAGUACUACCAGCUUCGCGACGAUUAUAUCGAUCUCAUUCCCAGCUCAAAGGGAGAGGAUAAGAAUCUAGAUACUGUCUACAAUGAUCUUGAUCAAGGAUCUUUCACCCUCCCAAUCAUUCAUGCUCUUGGAAAAGGAGCCGAGAACGGCGAUGCGAAACUUCUUAAUAUCCUCAGAUCGCGAAAGUGGAAUGGAAGGAAAAUGUCUGCAGAAAUGAAGAAAUUGGCAAUUACGGAGAUGGAAAAUAUGGGAAGCUUCAAUUAUGCGAAGGAUUUACUGAAUGACUUGCACGUGAAUACUGAACAUGAACUCGAGAAGAUGGCUGGGUCGGGAGAAAACUGGAUCUUGAGGUUGAUGUUGUAUCGUCUGAAAGUCACAUGA